UUUGCCUGUAAACAAAAAAUAAGAAGAGUUUACACAUUUUGAAUAUAAAAAUCUCAAAGGCACUAUGUCCCGACGCACUUCGCUGGCCAUUUAAAUUUCCCAUUGGUUGGCCUUCACAAUAGACCUAUUGUUACUUGCCCAAUCAGCAACGUAAGGCUAAUUCACAAUGUUUUCUCGAACAUAAACGCGCUGCAAAACCAAUUUGUCAACUAUGAGCCAUUGACUGACGGGGUAUACACAUGAUGCCUUUAAGCUGUUUUACCUAGACUAACAACAAAAAACUUGUUUUGUCAAUUAUGUUUUGUCUAUGUAGACUAACAAUGUUACAGAAGUAGCAAAGAUCUGCCUGUUUAACCAUUGGUCUGCUGUCUGUGUACAUAGAGUUGUUUUCAAUUUAAUGCAACUUUGGCAAGUAAUAACAAAAAUACAAAUCAUGAGACAAGAUUAACUGUACAUAAAUUAAAUCAAAAACAGAUUUACAAGGCUUUAACUAGCAACACUCAAGGUUCCCUUUCUUGAAGGUCAGGUGCUUUUAACCAAGAACCAAGAAUAUUUAUCCCAAAAUGUCCAUCUCGAAAGGAUGGAAAUUGUUCCAGGUUAAUAAUUUUCGAAUUAUCAAGGAUUCGAAUCAUCCAAGGUUCGAUUUAUUGAGAUCACAAUGUGCUUUCAUAUUCAAUCAAAGUUUAAGUCAACAUCAUGUCUAGUUGAGGUUCAAUUAGAUAACGAACGUGCUCUAUUGACAGAGGAUUUCGACUCGAUCACUUAUAGAAAAUAAAAUAGCAUGCUAGCCGCGCUUCUUAUAAAUUCAUAUGUCCUUGACAAGAGAAUGCCAUUGCGAAGAAAUGCAUUAAACUUGAAAAUAAAUAUUUAAUUAAACGUCUGUUUUAAGCUCAUUCGUGUUUAUGAAAACUCAACUUCGGCAGCAUACAUUGACAAAACGGCGAAACAGGUGCAAACACUUGUGAGGGAGGCUUUCCUCAAAGUAUUUCUUAUGGAAAAGAGCACCACAAAAUGGACUGCCUUGGGAGCUUCGAGAGUUUAUCAGCUGAUAUUCGGAUAGCACUUUGCUUCUUCAACGUGAUCAUUAGUCUUCUAGCAACAUGGGGCAAUCUUUUGAUUUUCUAUCUGUCCCUGGCCAAUCGUACUUUACGGACACGGUCAAAUUGCUUUCUACAGUCACUGGCAAUGUCUGACCUACUCGUCGGUAUUCUUAUCGAACCUAUACACAUUAUGCAGACAAUCUCCUUAGACUUUGCACAGAACUGUACGCUGAACGCAGUCAGACGAUACCUAACAGCCCUUGCAGCCGGUGCUUCAGUUGCAGCUCUUGUCGCUAUCAGUUACGAUCGAUAUGUUCAUUUGUCACAUACGCUCAAUUACAACGAUUACAUGAGAAGAUGGAAGGUCGUCGCCAUUAUCGGCAUCUGCUGGUCCGCUCCAUUCCUGGCAAGCAUUCUCACAAGGUCCAUAAUCAAGACCGAAUUGGCAAAUUUAGUCUCUAUCAGUAUAUACGGAAUAAGUGCCACAGUGCUCGCUAUCAUCUGCUACGUAAAGAUUUUUCGAAUAAUCAAUCUGAAAAGGAAAGAGCUGGAAAGAUACCAAGAGGGUACAGCUGCAGCCGAACGACAGAGGUUUCAGAAACAACGUACUCUUAGGGCCAACGAAAGAGCAGUGAAAACAAUCACAAUUUUAAUUGGCUGUUUUUGCAUAUUCGUAGCACCAGUUGCGGUUUUCAUGGGCUUCACUGCCAUCAAAUCAAUGAUUCAAAAGCCUGGAUUAAAAAAACAGUCGCAACAAAUGACUGGAACGGAUGUAGCAUAUUCUGUUGUGAUCAUGGUGGUUAUGGCAAACUCAGCACUCAAUCCUGUUAUAUAUUGCUUUAAAAUUCCUGAAUUUAGGCAAGCGGCAAAGAGGCUGUUUCGUCACAUGGUAUCGAAAAUAAGUGUAAACGAAAAUAUAGAAUAACCGAAAGCAGAGGAGGCGAAAAAAAAAUAAUAACAGAAUAAAUCAAGAGAACUCUUGCUGCUGCAGAAAGGAACACAGUAAUGUGAAUGGCAUCACAUUUCUAACAUUCCAAGGCAACGCCAUGGAAGCAACAGAGAAAAGGACGUGUUGGUGAAAUAACGUUACCAGAAUAUGAUCAGGGGUGGAAAAUUCCGGCAAAAAGGUCGUCUCCCGGUGGGAGACCAAUAGGUUUCUUAGUGGGCUCAUGCAUAUGGCCUGUGGUCUCCCAAAACGAAACUCUGGCGACUAGGGUGGAGAUUUUCCAGUAAAAAUUUGGUCACCUUGGUAACGGUAAGCGUUCUCCUGCAGAUAAAAACCGGUCGUCCAGGGUGCGCAGUAGACCGAAGGAUUCACCCUUGAUGAUUCGGGAUCCCCAAAUUCCAGUUUUCACGUAUUAAGCAGUAGAAACCUCCAAAAACUGUGCCCAAAUUUUUCCUCUGAACUAGUCUCUUUUCAUAGGUAUUUCUAUCGUAGUUAAAGCACCUAUAACAUACUCAAAAAAUGGUUUACAUGACAUAAAUAGAAAUCUUAUUGGUCUUCAAUCCUUUGAAAGGAAACGUAUCAAGAACCUGGGUGCAAAAGCAACUGUUUGUGAAUAAUGUUUAGUGGAUUCGAUUAACUAAGUUGCUGAUGCAUUUUCUCUUUGUUGGGUGUAGCAUUGUGCACGUCAGUAACCGAGAAUCUAUGCCGAAAUGUAAACAGUUCGAACUUAGUUUGUAUGGUGUAUUCCUAAUUGACAAUUAUGUAUUUAAAUACAAUCUUUAGUGUUUAAGCAAUGUGAGUUUUUCAUACUCCCUCCCCACCCUCCCCCUUAUAACUUGGGAUGUUGGUGGAAGACCAGGCCUUAGCUCCUUUGUAAACGAAAGAAUCUUGACCAGUUGGUGCUUUCGACCUGUUUUCGAGUUCCCCUGUUGAUGAUCAGUUAGUUGAUCAUCAGCCUGCAAACCGAGAUAUUUGGUUUUGUUAACCUUUAUUUUAAGUGUGUAUUUCUGUAAAGAAAUAUAUUCUUGAAAGGUAGCUCGUCAAUCAUAAUCCGUUAAGAAAAUAAUUCAUAUCAUACUUGAUACUGUAAACAACAAAUAAAAUUACCCUGAAGAACUUUGUAGAAUAAUCAAAUACCUUGAUC
Rhopilema esculentum is the source of this 3130-nucleotide messenger RNA. RefSeq names its product adenosine receptor A3-like. Gene Ontology annotation, molecular function: G protein-coupled receptor activity. The record is from RefSeq and is a predicted model, not a curated record. Gene Ontology annotation, cellular component: plasma membrane. Gene Ontology annotation, biological process: G protein-coupled receptor signaling pathway. Lineage: Eukaryota; Metazoa; Cnidaria; Scyphozoa; Rhizostomeae; Rhizostomatidae.